AAGAUAGGCCACUUUUCCAUUUCUUUUACAGAUUACAGGAAACCCCAUUUCAGCAGAACAAUUUAGCAUAGAUAUUGGAGAGAGAGAGAGAGAGAGAGAGAGAGAGAGAGAGAGGAGAUGAGAGUACUUUUUUGAGUGUCCCAAAGAUUAGUAACAGUAGGCAUUAAAGCUGAAGGGCUGAUGCUUUUGCUUGUUUUUUUGUACUGAGUGAAAAGGGGGACCAUUUCUUUUCCCUUUCAUUUUCAAGCAUUUUAAUUUGGCCUUUUGCUUCUAUGAAGAGUUUUCAGAGGCCUAUGAUUGUAGGAUUCAUAGCUUCCUGCUGCUUAUGCACACCAGGCCCAGAUAGAGAUCGAUAUAGAGACAGAGACAGAGAUAGAGAUAGAGAUAGAGAUAGAGAGAGAGAAAAAGAGAGAGAAACUUAGCUUUCUUCUUCACAUGGGUAGUUAUCAAGCUGAGGUAUGUUUGUUUAGACACAAAGAUUGGGCGAUUUGCUUGCUUUGCUCUAUCUCUGUUCCAGUUCCUUAUCUGAUAACUGAAGCAUUCAUUUUCACCAUUUCCUCCCCUAAUCUCUACUUCUUUCAACUCCAGUUGCAUUAGUUGCACAUCAGUACUUUUGCUUCCCUUCUAGUCUUCAGUAAUUCAAGUUUAUUUGCCCUUUGAAUCCACUUGCCAAAAUACCCAUUUUUUCUUGCUUCCUUCCUUCUUCCUCCUCUUUAGAUGAAGAUCAGUCCUUGUUUGUUUCACUAGUUACCAAAAUACCCAUUUUGCUCUGUUCUACUUUCUCCUUCCCUCCUCUUUAGAUGAAGAUCAUUGCUUGUUUGUCUCAUUACAAGUUCUCGCUAAAUGCUUUUGAAGCCCUUUGAUUACUUACCAAAAUAACCCAUUUUCUGCGCCUUUCUAAUUUCUUCACCCUACCCCUUAACUGCAAUUUUCAUUUUCCACCUUUUGUUUCUCCCUCCGAUCUCUAGAAGCCCUCCAAAGUUUCCUCGGUUGAACAUCAAUACUUGUUUGUUUCGCUUAUAAUUUCAGGUAAUAAUUCCCAUGCCCAUUGAUCAUUUUCCAAAAUACCUGUUUCUUAAAAACUCCAAUUCUUGCCUCCUCUCACACAAACUCCAAGUUUACACUUUUUGAGUACUAUGGUUUCGAAGGACUCACCCCCUAAUUCUUCAAGUAUGCUGCACCAAUUCAUCAUCUCCGAUUCCAUUACUGGUCAAAACCAAUUCGAAAACCAACAUUUUGACCACACUAGACACCUAAUGGAUCUUCUCGGUGCAUCCAAUGAGACUAAUCACCAACAAGCCCAAAGGCUCUCCCUAUCUCUCAAUUCAGAUAUGCUUGUCCCUUCAGUCCAAUUCAGACAAAGACCCUUAAAUCCAAAUCUCAUAAGCCCAAGCUAUUUCAUUUCUGAAGCACGGGAAGCUUGUAAUCCAAGAGUGGAGCGAAUUUCGGAUGAUUUUUCUUUUGUGGGUAACAAUAGUCCUUUUGCUUCAUCCUCGGCCUCAUUGAAUCAGUCUUGUUCAGCUGCCUCUUAUGGAACAGAAUUUUUCGUGGGUAACUCCAAGUAUCUAAAACCAGCACAGUUUCUUCUUGAAGAAAUAGCUAAUGUGGGUGGGAAAGCGGUAGAGUUAAGGAAUGAGAGAUGUAUCAGAAGAUUGUCACGAAAUAGCAGGAGAGGUUCAGUCGGCCUUUGUUCUGAACUAAAAGCUGAGUUGUGCAGCGAUGGGUUGUCUGGCGACAGACAUGAACUUAAAGCUAAAAUUGUGAAGCUUAUUUCCUUGCUUGAGGAGGUGGAGAGGAGAUAUGAGCAAUAUUAUCACCAAUUGGAAGAAGUGGUUUCAUCAUUUGAGAUGAUAGCAGGUGCAGGAGCAGGGAAGUCUUACACUGCUCUAGCACUUCAAGCCAUGUCCAGGCAUUUCUGCAGCUUAAGGGAUGCUAUAACAUCUCAAAUCAUUGCUGCAAAGGAAAAACUUUGCCAAGAUUCUCCGAAAAUCAAUUCGGGUUUUUCGCAACUUAGCUUGUUUGACAAAGAAGCCAGACAGAACCGGUUGUCGCUUCAACAGCUUGGAAUGGUGCAAGGCCAAAGGCAGGCCUGGAGACCGAUUAGGGGAUUGCCUGAGACUUCUGUGACUAUCCUUCGGUCUUGGCUUUUCGAACACUUUCUCCACCCUUAUCCAAACGACUCUGAGAAGCUAAUGUUGGCAUCACAAACAGGCCUAACAAAGAACCAAGUUUCAAAUUGGUUCAUAAAUGCUCGAGUGCGGCUGUGGAAGCCUAUGAUCGAAGACAUGUACAAGGAGGAGUUUGCAGACAACGAUUCGGCUGACUCGGAUCCAAUGUUAGCAAGCAGUUCUCUCCAAGGGGAUGGAGAAGAGUAAAAUUUCAAGGAAUGGACUAGAUGGUGAUUGGUGCUGCUUGUUUCUUGGUCUAUGUACACAUCAAAAGGAAACUGUUUUAGCAAAUUUAUUUAGAUAUCAACCAUCUGUGCUGAAAUGAUGCUAGUAAUUGAUGUUAAUCUUUUUAAGGGGUUUGAGUAAUGUGCUUCAAACUUCUUUCA
Rhododendron vialii is the source of this 2554-nucleotide messenger RNA. RefSeq names its product BEL1-like homeodomain protein 11. Lineage: Eukaryota; Viridiplantae; Streptophyta; Magnoliopsida; Ericales; Ericaceae. Gene Ontology annotation, molecular function: DNA-binding transcription factor activity, RNA polymerase II-specific; RNA polymerase II cis-regulatory region sequence-specific DNA binding. Gene Ontology annotation, biological process: regulation of transcription by RNA polymerase II. Bases 1137 to 2375 code for a protein of 412 amino acids. The record is from RefSeq and is a predicted model, not a curated record. The transcript has 5 exons.